GCCAUUACGUUACGCGGCAUAAUUGUGUGAAUAAAAGCGCAGCGCGUGCCAUCGACGCUCACUGGCCCUAUAGCAUCGGGAGCCAUGUCCCGGUCGCUGCCAGUGCUCUGCGCGCUGGUAGCUCUGGCUUGCGGCGGGAAGGAAACGCCAGUGUUCAGUGAUGAAAUCAAAGAAAUAAUACAACACGUUCACAACGAGUGCGUCGGCAAGACCGGGGUCGCCGAGGAGGAUAUAGCGAAUUGCGAAAACGGCAUAUUUAAGGAGGACACCAAAUUGAAGUGCUAUAUGUUUUGCCUGCUGGAAGAAGCAAGUCUCGUGGAUGAGAAUGACACGGUGGACUACGAAAUGAUGGUGAGCCUGAUUCCCGAACAGUACGCCGACAGAGUUUCCAAGAUGAUAUUUGCGUGCAAACAUUUGGAUACACCUGACAAAGAUAAGUGCCAAAGGGCAUUUGACGUUCACAAAUGUUCAUAUUCAAAGGAUCCAGAGUUAUAUUUCUUAUUCUAGACUACGAGUAAGCUUGUGUGCUGAGAAACAAAGAGAAGACUAUGGUAACAAUACAAGUAAUUACAGUAAUUAUACUUCUUAAGUGCAAAUA
Cydia splendana is the source of this 598-nucleotide messenger RNA. RefSeq names its product general odorant-binding protein 83a-like. Gene Ontology annotation, molecular function: odorant binding. NCBI's taxonomy places the organism in Eukaryota, Metazoa, Arthropoda, Insecta, Lepidoptera, Tortricidae. The transcript has 6 exons. The record is from RefSeq and is a predicted model, not a curated record. The coding region runs from base 85 to 507 and encodes 140 amino acids.